This is a messenger RNA of Trematosphaeria pertusa, 1621 nucleotides long. RefSeq lists its product as uncharacterized. The record is from RefSeq and is a predicted model, not a curated record. Lineage: Eukaryota; Fungi; Ascomycota; Dothideomycetes; Pleosporales; Trematosphaeriaceae. The coding region runs from base 29 to 1621 and encodes 530 amino acids. The transcript has a single exon.
CCUCAUCCUGUCAACACCUUUCUCAAAGAUGUCCUCCACAUCGAGCGAGAACGAACUGAGCCUGUACCAAGAACUCCUGACCACCCAUGGAUCUACCAAUCAAGAGGAACUUCAAGCCGCCGUCGCACUCGAGGAAGUCAAGACGGCGCCUCUGAUCUGGUGGGACGUCAAGCACACCCUUGAUCAGCAUUCUCAUCCCGAUCCCGCACUGCAGCAGUAUGCAGUACUGGGUCAGGACCUUUCCAAUCCCGAUUCGGAUCGCCCCAAGCCCAUUCUGUUGAACACCAACACUCCAUGGUCCGCUUUCCUCUGCGGCUCGCAAGGCUCUGGAAAAUCGCACGCUCUCUCCUGUAUGCUGGAGAACUGCCUACUUCAAGAUCCGCGUAUUGGCAAGAAUCCGAAUCCACUUGCGGGACUGGUGUUCCACUACGAUAGCUCCCAAGGGAGCGGCGUCUGCGAGGCAGCGCAUCUCUGCUCCGAGAUUCCGGUUACGGUACUGGUCAGCGCGAGCAACCACGGGCGCUUGAAGGAGCAGUACGAAAACAUGGCGCGCAUGUACCCAAAGCCAACGAUCGAAGUGAAAAAGCUGGAACUGCACUCCUCACAGCUAGAUACCGAGCGUGUCAAGACCUUGAUGGCAGUGGAAAAGGACGGCGAGAUGCCGCUCUACAUGCAAGUCCUUAUCAAGAUCCUCCGGGAGAUGGCGACCGAUACUGGUGGUCUCGGCGCUUUCGACUACGCAGAAUUCGAGAAGAAAAUAGAUGACGAGAACUUCACGAGCGGGCAGAGUGGGCCGAUGGAGAUGCGUUUGGAUUUACUGAGGAGCUUCUUGGGCCUCCCCGCUAAACCACGCAAGAAUACUAGCGGGAGUGGAGGCGGAACGGGCGCUAAUCCGGAUAACCAAUCAACUGAAGUUCGGAAGCGCAAGUGGCAGAAGCUGGUCGCCAAAGAAGAUCCGAAGAAGCGCGAUCUCCUCAAAGGAAAGCCGGGUAACCUUACCAUCAUCGACCUCACGGACCCAGUCAUAGAUGCCGACUCCGCAUGCGUACUCUUCGACAUCUGCCUUUCCAUCUUCCUUCCUCUAACCACUUGUGGGAAGAUCGUCGCCCUCGAUGAGGCCCACAACUACAUGAAGACCGAUAGUGCAGCAGCCAAGCAGUUCACUGGCAGGCUCCUAAAGACCGUCCGCGAGCAGCGACACCAAGGCGCACGAAUCGUCGUUGCGACACAGGAGCCGUCCAUCAACACCGCCCUUCUGGAUCUAUGCAGCAUCACAAUGGUGCAUCAGUGCACGAGCCCCGAAUGGUUCAAAGUGCUGAAGAAGCAUAUCGCAGCUCUGUACCUUACCGGUGUCGAAGCGGAGAGGAGGUCUGAGACCGCGGGGAGUGGGGAUCGAGAGUGGUUUCAGAAAAUUGUGCAGCUGAAGCAGGGCGAGAGUCUGCUGUUCUGUCCGACGGCUGCCAUGGGGAUUGAAGGAGAGAAGGUCAGGAAGAUGGUAGAUGAAAUCGUGACGUUCCGGACCAGGAAGAGGCUCACCGGGGAUGGAGGACGAUCGAAGAAUGCGAAUGACAUAUCGGGUCACAUGGCGGGCCUGGGGAUUACCGACGAGCAGGAUGGAUAG